Cooperia oncophora is the source of this 363-nucleotide messenger RNA. The record is from the annotation of a GenBank genome assembly. NCBI's taxonomy places the organism in Eukaryota, Metazoa, Nematoda, Chromadorea, Rhabditida, Trichostrongylidae.
AUGCUUGCAGCUGAGCGGCGAGCAGCACAACUGGACGAGAUGGCUCGUGUAGCAGCUGAACCACUGGCAAGAAUGGCCGAUGACGUAGAAAUGAAUCGGCAGCUGAAAGAAGAGAUUCAUGAGGAGGAUCCAAUGGCAGUGAUGUUGAAUAGCAAAAAACGAAAGCAAGCUCUCAAGCGAGGAGAUUUGGUAUAUCCGACGUAUCAAGGCGAAUGCCCACCAAAUCGUUUUGGUAUACGGCCAGGAUACCGGUGGGAUGGAGUGGAUCGGUCCAAUGGCUUUGAGGCAAAAUUGGCUCAGGCAAAGAACAGAAGGAAUGCUCAGGAAAGAGAGUAUUAUCAGAACCUUCAAACGUAUGAGUAG